Molecule: messenger RNA, 864 nt
Organism: Penicillium samsonianum
Lineage: Eukaryota; Fungi; Ascomycota; Eurotiomycetes; Eurotiales; Aspergillaceae
Exons: 1
Coding region: 1-864 (287 amino acids)
Source: RefSeq, a predicted model, not a curated record
AUGGGCACAGCGACCGAUUUGCGGUCUCCUCUUUCAAACAAUGAUCCGCUCGAUGCCUUACCACCACCUUACACAGAGCACGACCCGCGGACUGCGGGUCAAGCUCCCCAAUAUGACACACCAUCCUAUACUGAAUCUACCAGCACAUCUGCAACCACCAAAUUCCCACCUGCCAUGAACGGAUACUUUCAAUGGAAACUCACGACCACGUUCCACCUUGGACCGACCGCAGAAGAAAAGCUGUACGCGGUGUCAACCGCCGCGACUGUUUUCAAUAGCAAACCCACGGUCGUGUUACACGAUGGUCCAACUAAUAAGCACCCGGUAAUGGCAACGGCUCAAGGUGACAAGUGGGGAAGGGUUAGGCCCAUUGCAAUCACACUCCCACCUCGUCCGGGGUCUCAACAUGAAGACGCCAUCGUGGAACAGGUCGUUCCCGGUGGGUCGCUGAAGCAUAUUUCACCUAGCUACACAUUCGAAAUGUCCGUGGGUCCGAAGGGAACAACACCCGAGAGAUUCGAGUGGCGUAAAAGCCAUGGCAAUGAAAUCAAAGAUCUCGCCGGUCUCUCCUAUGGAUGGAAAUUGGUGCGGUUGGCAGGACCAGUGAACAGUGUAGGUGGGAGCAGAAGCGAGCGCGAUCGCGGUUACACAAGCGAUGGGUUGGAGAUUGUGGGUCUCAUCGCACACAACGCUUCUUGGAGCAUGACCAAAGGGUUUCGAUUUGCCUUUAUGGGCGCGGGGCUGACUGGUACCAUGGGAGAAAACUGGGAGAUUGUUGUGGUUACUUCUGCUCUCCAAAUGUGGUUCUUAGACGUCCAAGGCACAUCUGCUACAACCGCUGCUGUAAGUGCUGCCACCAGUUAA